Molecule: messenger RNA, 6395 nt
Organism: Osmerus eperlanus (European smelt)
Lineage: Eukaryota; Metazoa; Chordata; Actinopteri; Osmeriformes; Osmeridae
Gene: per1b
Product: period circadian clock 1b
Exons: 19
Coding region: 763-4953 (1396 amino acids)
Biological process (GO): circadian regulation of gene expression; negative regulation of transcription by RNA polymerase II; entrainment of circadian clock by photoperiod
Cellular component (GO): cytoplasm; nucleus
Molecular function (GO): transcription corepressor binding; transcription cis-regulatory region binding
Source: RefSeq, a predicted model, not a curated record
CUGGGGUGCGGAGAACCGAAAUGUGUGUCAUAGAAUAGAACUGAAACGGACCCACUGUUGACGGUCGACAAUCGUGCUUUGGUUCGUCCUUGAUGUGAAACAUUUACUUUUAAAUCUUAACUUUAAUAUAGAUUCAUAUCAUUCGUUUGGUCGGAAUAUCAGCAAUCCGAAGCGUCAACGCGAAAGAAUUCUGAGGUGGUUCGACACCCAGCAGCACAGCCCUAGAGAGCAAGAAGACGCAGCGCAGAUUGAGAAGAAUAAAUGAGUUCACACUCUUUCUCUUUUUUUCUCUCAUUUUUCCACUCUCUCCUCCGAGCAGCAGGCAGAGACACUCUCACAGCCCAUCUGUUACAGCGCCACCAGCCAAGGCUGUUUCAUAAGACGUCGUUUUCCUUUGUCCCUAAGAUUACCACAGAGUAAUACUUGUUUACGUGACUGGACUUUCGAAGAUACGCGUUAAGUGUUGGAGCUGGAGUUUUUUUGUUCUCACUCGCUCUUUCCACACCUCCGUUUCUCAACCCAGAAGGCGGGUUUGCAUAAGUAGCACCUUGUCUGUUUUCGGAGCUGUUCUCCCAGGGGAAACCAUGGUCUUCUCUCCUAAGUGUUAACCAACCAACAUCAACCAUGAUUCACAUGUGCUGUCAUAGUAGUCCAACCUAAAAGCUGGAAAAAGACACGCACGCACAAAAGUUUCUCCAUUAUUUUCACUUGGCUGAGAGCGCGCGUCUCAACCAAGCUUUACCAGCCUCGUCCUAAACUAGCAUGAGUUAUGACAACUCAAACUCCGCCCCAGGAAGUGACAGUCGGGGGCGGCUGUGCAGGUCAGAGGAAGUGGAGGAGCGGGAGGCGGGACCAGGAGGCAACCCCCUGAACAACAACGGCGACGCGUCCGCUUCGGAGGGAACCAACCGGGAGCGAGGAUCGUCGCCCGGCUCUGGGGGGUCCUCCGGCGGGGACCCGAGGGGCCCAAACUCGGACGACACGGACGGGCUGUCGAGCGGGAACGACUCCCGGGGGCGCCCGUCCACCCGGAGCUCCCACGGCUCCUCCAAUGGCAAGGACUCGGCCAUGCUGCUGGAGACCACAGACAGCAACAAGAGCUCCGCCUCCCAGAUCCCCUCCCCCCCCAGCAGCUCGCUGGCGUACAGCCUGCUGAGCGGCAGCUCCGAGCAGGACCCCCCCUCCACCUCCGGCUGCAGCAGCGACCAGUCGGCGCGCGUCCGCACCCAGAAGGAGCUGAUGAAGGCCCUGAGGGAGCUGAAGAUCCGCCUGCCGGCCGAGCGCCGCGGCAAGGGCCACUCGAGCACGCUGGAGGCCCUGAAGUACGCCCUCAACUGCGUCAAACAAGUCCGAGCCAACCAGGAGUACUACCACCAGUGGAGCGUGGAGGAGUGUCACGACUGCAGCCUGGACCUGUCCACCUUCACCAUUGAGGAGCUGGACAACAUCACCUCCGAGUACACACUCAAAAACACUGACACGUUCUCCAUGGCGGUGUCGUUCCUGUCGGGGAAGGUGGUGUACAUCUCCCCGCAGGGCUCGUCCCUGCUGCGCUGCAAGCCAGAGCGGCUCCAGAGCACCAUCUUCUCGGAGCUGCUGGCCCCCCAGGACGUGUCCACCUUCUACAGCAGCACGGCCCCCUGUCGCCUGCCCGCCUGGGCCGCCUGCAUCGGCUCCGUGUCCCCCUCGGUGGACUGCACCCAGGAGAAGUCCAUGUUCUGCCGGAUCAGUGCCGACCGGGCGCACGGCGGCGAGAUGCGCUACUACCCUUUCCGGCUCACGCCCUACCAGCUGACCCUGAGGGACUCGGACUCCUCCGAGCCCCAGCCCUGCUGCCUGCUCAUCGCCGAGAGGGUCCACUCUGGAUACGAGGCUCCCCGCAUCCCCACAGACAAGAGGAUCUUCACCACCAGUCACACUCCCAGCUGUCUGUUCCAGGAGGUGGAUGAGAGGGCGGUGCCUCUGCUGGGCUACCUGCCCCAGGACCUGGUGGGGACCCCAGUCCUGCUUUACCUGCACCCAGAGGACAGGCCCAUCAUGGUGGCCAUCCACAAAAAGAUCCUCCAGUUUGCAGGCCAGCCGUUCGACCACGCUCCCCUGAGGAUGUGCGCCCGCAGCGGGGAGUACCUGACCAUCGACACUUCCUGGUCGUCCUUCGUCAACCCCUGGAGCAGGAAGGUGGCCUUCAUCGUGGGCCGUCACAAAGUCAGGACGAGCCCCCUGAACGAGGACGUGUUCACCCCACCGCGCGGCUGCGACCCGCGGGCCGUCACCCCGGAGGUGGUGCAGCUGAGCGAGCAGAUCCACCGGCUGCUGGUGCAGCCCGUGCACAGCGGCAGCUCCCAGGGCUACAGCUCCCUGGGCUCCAGCGCCUCCCGGGGCUCCCGCUCUCACGAGCGCCCGCACCUCAGCGCCGCCUCCUCCAGCGACAGCAACGGCCCCGCCGACGCCAAGGUUGCCGCGGUCGCCGCGCACAACCCCAUGACGUUUCAGCAGAUCUGCAAGGACGUGCACAUGGUCAAGACCAACGGGCAGCAGGUCUUCAUCGAGUCCCGCAACCGAGCGCCGCUACGAAAGCACGCCGCCACAGGAGCGGUCGGCGGUCUCAGAGCCAUCGGGGGCACUGACCCCAUCAAGGACCUGAUAGCAGAUGUAGCUGGGCUUCCCAAGAACCCCCCCCCCACCGAGCAGGUCCAGAAAGAGCCACCCAGCAACUACUCCUACCAGCAGAUCAACUGUCUGGACAGCAUCAUAAGGUACCUAGACAGCUGCAACGUUCCCAACACGGUCAAGAGGAAGUGCGGCUCUUCCUCCUGCACCGCCUCGUCCACGUCGGACGACGACAAGAAGCAGGAGACGUCCAGCACCGCCAAAGGUCCGGCUGUCUCCUUGGUAGGGGACUCGGCUCCGAUGCCGCCCCUGGCCAUGCACAGUAAGGCCGCGAGCGUAGCGUCAGUCACCUCCCAGUGUAGCUUCAGCAGCACCAUCGUCCACGUGGGAGACAAGAAGCCCCCCGAGUCAGACAUCGUCAUGGAGGAAGCCCCGCCCACUCCGACGCCAGCCCCUUCCCCCGCCGCCGCCGCCCCAGCCCCCCCGGCUCCGCCCGCCGUGGCCGCGGCCCCGCCCAGCCCGGCGGCCGCCCAGCCCGAGAGGGAGGGCGCUCGGCGAGGAGGCCGCUUCGGCCUGACCAAGGAGGUGCUGUCGGCCCACACGCAGCAGGAGGAGCAGGCCUUCCUCUGCCGCUUCCGAGACCUCAGCCAGCUGAGGGUGUUCGACCCCGCCUCUGCCCUGCGCUGCCCGCCCACCGCCACCAGUCCCUUAGCCAGUGGGGCACGUUGUUCCCGUGACUACCCAGCAGCAGGGGGCAGUAGUGGCCGGCGGCGUGGCCGGGGAGGCAAGAGGCUGAAGCACCAGGAGAGCAGCGACCAGAGAACCCCCCUCCGGGGCCCCAGCGCCGCCAACGCAUGCCCCCCCACCUCCACCUACCCCCUGCCCCUGCCCAUGCCCCUGGGUGCCCCCACCACCUCCUCCUCCUGGCCCACCUCGGUGGCCUCCCAGGCCAGCCUGCCCUCGGUGCCCUACCCCCCCGGCAUGCUGCCCAUCUACCCCAUUUACCCCCCGCUCUCCCAGCCCAUGCCCGUCCCAGUCCCCGACCCCUCCCUGGCCGUGGGGCUCCGCUUCCCCGCCCUCCAGACCCCCCAAAUGGUGCCCCCCAUGAUGACCCUGGUGCUGCCCAACUACAUGUUCCCCCAGCUCAACCCCUCCAUACCCCAGAUGGCGGGGCCCAUGGCCCAGCCCGGCGCCGCCGUCAUGCCCCCGGGCCACCAGCACUUCUACAACCCCAACGCCGCCUUCCCCUUCGCCGCCCCCAUGGCCCUGCCCCUCCCCAUGCCGGCCGGCGUGCCUGUCCAGGGCCCGCGGGCCCCGUCCCGCUCCAGCACGCCGCAGUCCUGCGGCCAGGCGCAGGCCGAGCGCGAGGGCGCCGACUCGCCCCUCUUCCAGUCGCGCUGCUCCUCCCCCCUCAACCUGCUGCAGCUGGAGGAGUCGCCGAGCAACCGGCUGGAGGUCGCCACGGCGCUGGCCGCCGCGCCCUCCGCGCAAGGGGCCGGAAGCGAAGGCUCCUCCAACCAGAGGAGCUCCGAAGACCACUCCAAGGAGAACGAGAAUGGGGAGACCAACGAGUCCAACCACGACGUCAUGUCCACCUCCAGCGACCUGCUGGACCUGCUCCUCCAGGAGGACUCUCGCUCUGGCUCCGGCUCCUUGGGGACGGGGUCCUCCGGGUCCGGCUCGGGGUCCGGCUCGGGGUCCGGCUCGGGUUCCAACGGCUGCAGCUCCUCAGGCAGUGGCACCAGGAGCAGCCAGAGCAGCCACACCAGCAAGUACUUCGGCAGCAUCGACUCGUCGGAGAACGACCACUCCCGCAAGCCGCCCGCGGGGGGCGCCAGCGGCGACGAGCAGUUCAUCAAGUCGGUCCUGCAGGACCCCAUCUGGCUGCUGAUGGCCAACACCAACGACACGGUCAUGAUGACCUACCAGAUGCCCGUCAGGGACAUGGAGGCGGUGCUCCGGCAGGACCGCGAGGCCCUGCGGCCCAUGCAGAAGCACCAGCCUCGCUUCACCGAGGAGCAGAAGAGAGAGCUGAGCCAGGUGCACCCCUGGAUCCGCACGGGGCGCCUGCCCCGCACCAUCAACGUCUCGGCCUGUAUGGGGUGCAAGUCUCCCCCCCUGGCCGCCCCUUACGACGUGGAGACCCACGAGAUGGAGCUGGGCGGCGUCCUGGAGGCGACCGAAGAGGGCGCCGCUCAGGAGAAGGCCACGGCCCAGCCCGACGCCGCCAUGGACGAGGGCGAGGCCUCUCACGGCGAAACCCAAGGAAACGACCAGGAAAUGACCACAGAGGAACAGGAAGUGACCUCGCAAAAGGCGGUUGCAACUGUUAUGACCCACUGAGGAGGAGGUGGUUAGAGAAGAACGAGAACUUUGUUAGGUUUUGUUACCUUCCUACCUGGACGGCAGCCAUCUGAGAAAUGUGCACCUCGGGGUCAAAGAGUUGAACGCCACGUCGAUAUGAGGGUUUUGAUUGGUUGAGUCAGUACGAAGGUUUUAAUUGGUUCUCAGGGCAUUGAGGGUAACUGAAGUGCAUUUGUGCCGGGACAACUGCCGUUAUUUAAUCGUCCUCAUUGGCUGGCCUCCGAAUCAAUCAUCCCUCUGGGUCCAAUCAGUAACUUUUUUCUCUCUAGUAUUGUAUCUAUCAGUAUCCCUUGAUGGUCAACUCCAGCAACACAACACACUCGGUUUUUAAGAGUGAGACAUUGCAUUGUGCACAUUUUGUUGUUUUUCUUAUUUAAUUUAUUUGUAAUAUAAUGGUGAAAAACACUACAAAGAAAGACAAAGAUGUGAAAAGACAUUGAAUGUGUUUCGAAAUUGCCAAUUUAUUUAAGACGGUGUGUUUCACUGCAGUCUACACCUGUCUUGAGAUAUAUUGGGCUCUACUGUACAGUUCAGAGCCCAGUUGGGUGAACUCACAUCACAUAAAAUGGGGGAGUUCAGCUGCUAAUCCCUCCUGUUUUGAGUUUCUUUUUGUUCAAAUGUUUUCAGAUCAUGAGAAGGUAUAUUUUCUUCUCCAUCUUGUUUUCCAAUUUGUUUGGAAGUGGUUAUUUUCUUCACUUACACAAAUGCCAGUCGUUUAGACCAAAUGUACAUGAUAAACCUGGUUUACUUUUACUCUAAGCGGUAAUGUAUAUUUUUAUACUUAAAAUGACUAAAGUCGGUCCAAAAUGAAGUUGUCUAUAAACAUGACGGGUGUUUUAUUUUAUUUGAGUCAAAAGUGAUUUUUUUUUAAACAAGCUUUUGGCGGGUCUUAAGAGAGUUUGUCGAUGAAUGCUCUGGAAGAGAGUAGAGGCUGGUUGUUUCUGUGGCGACACAAUCAUGUCACUCACAACACUGAGUGACAGUUGGACUUCUGGGACUGGGUAUCCAUGGUCAGGUGACCUCAGUUCCCACUUCUCAUUGGGUGGGCAUUAUUCUGUGUGAUCUCUACAAUGAGAAAUUGUCAGACAGGAUAUGGUUCAAACUGACAACUGACAUUUAUGCAAGGAUUCUGGUUGGACAAUCCCACAAGGCUUGGAAGUAUGGACGCUCUGAUUGGCUGCUUUAUGGGCAGUUGAAUCACAUUGGUUGAAAGAAGUUCGAACAACAGGAAACACGGAAGUUGCAGCACCAAGAGAGCUUCAACAGUAUUUUUCUCUUUGUCUCUCCCCUCUUCACUGUGGCACUGUUACUGGUGAUGUAUCAUUCUCCUUUGUCCAGUCGGUGGUUUCUGCAACAGUUUGUAAUUAUUUUUGUGAAUUUCUUUGUAUAAAAAUGGACAAAAUAAAAUGAAAUGAAAUAUU